Linum trigynum is the source of this 2387-nucleotide messenger RNA. The record is from the annotation of a GenBank genome assembly. NCBI's taxonomy places the organism in Eukaryota, Viridiplantae, Streptophyta, Magnoliopsida, Malpighiales, Linaceae.
AUCGUUUGAGUCUAGGAUUUCAGCUAAAACUAAUCUAACCAAAACAAUUUCUCUUUCCUUUGAUAUGAGCUGUGUAACACCCCGAAUUUUGGGUUCAGGUUCGACCAGAAUACGUGAACGGUUGGGUUAACAGUUACGUACGAAGGAUUACAAUCGCGGGAUAGGAAUAAUAAUAAUAAUAACAUAAUUGUUAUUAUUAUUAUUAAUUUUUUUUAAAGUAAUGGGACGGGAGGGCCGAGCCGCCACAAUCCUAAACCCCUCCCCAUUAUUUCUUUUCCCCAACCCUUUUCCGAGAAGAAAUGGGCUACGACGAACCCAAAAACCCUAGCAAAUGGCGGUUCACAUGGGAAGCUCAAUCUCACGCCCCGAACCUAAAGCUGUUCGUCCUCGAUUUGGGAGAUUGGGGCUUUGCAGAAUUGUUUGACGGAGAGUCUGAAUUCGGCCACCAUUUGGAGGAGCCCUUCCACCAUUGCUUCGUCGGUCACUGGGAGAAUGGAUGGAUGAUGAUUCGAGUUGUUGUUUUGUGAGUACCCAUCGAUUGAUUUGGCCGGCAUCGAGUACUGACUCCCUGGAAAUGGCUCAUCCUCGUAGCUCUGUGCAUUGAAAGUUAAAUUCGGGAGUAAAACUGCUUUUUGUAAGUAGACGAAGAUGAUCUAGACAAGAGCGACACCACAAAGGAUAGAGCAUAUAUCGACUCGAAGUUAAGGUGAGUGUAAAGGGGGUAAAUUCUAUGCCUUACGGUUUUUCAAGUAUUUGCUUUGGGUAUUUUUAAGUAUUGAUGUACGUGACGUGCGUGCCGUAUUUGAUUCAUGUUUGAUAUUACAUGAUUAUGUUUGAUUAUUUGUGCUUUGCUUGAGCUAUGAUACGAGGUGAUUUUGUGCUAUUUACCUUAAAGCGUUAUGUUUGAGUUAUUGUUAAAGUUUAAGAAACAAGUUCUUUUUAAGAAGUAACUCAUCUUCAAGAAGGUGAGGUCGUUUUAAGUGUUUUUAGUCACUAGCGCCAGUUCGUUGCUGACUCGACUCUACUGUCACUCCAGGAAUUGGCCAAGUGAAACCACUUCCUAAAGCGUAGUAUAGCGGGUUUGGGUUUAAUUAUCAACUCGGGUCCUAGAUCUGAUGACUACUCAGUGAAUUCUUGUUAUCUAGCAAUGAAACUGGCAUGCAAGUCUAAACUAUCAAACUAACAAAGCAAGUAAACUGUUGUAUUCAGGUUAAGAGAGGUCACCCGGAUAUGGUUCCCCCUAGACUGCAGUUAAGCCGGAUUGUAAUUACCAAGUUCAGUUUCUAUGACAGUUAUACUGCGGAAGGUUUUUGAACAGCCUGAAGUCUCGACUAAAAGUCUUCAGACCCUCUCAAUCUGAAUCUCUAGCGGGCGACUAACCUCCACCGGAGUAGACAAAUUGAGGCCUUAAGAACAAAACCUCCACUACCGGAGUAAAUCCGGUACAGAAUAGUGAGUUGGUUCCUCGACUAAAGUCACCAACUCCCUACCUUCAAUCAAGGAUACUCUAUUAACCUAGGCAGAUAUUCUCAUUCUAGGUUAAAGCAGAAACAACAGGAAUUUGAUCAGGAUUCAUGCCAUUCAAUCAUUCAAACCUCAAUCGAAUAUAAUCAAAUCAUAGAAUCAGUACUUGGGUUCAUACAAUCAAAGCCUAACAUACAAAUCUAGGGUUCUCCAUACCCAGAAGAAUGGGAGAACUACUCCAUGGAGAAGAAAGCAAAAGCAGAAUCAGACGCAGAAUUCAUACUGUGAAGGAUGGAUUCCUGCUCCUGGAUGUUGAUCGGCACUUCUCCAAGCUCAAACUGGCCUCCAAUGGUGUUGAAGAUCAAUCUAGGGCGCUUGGGAACUCUUGCUCGUCACUUUCUCUCUCUAGGAAUCGUUCUAUCUCUCAAAAACUCGAAUCCCCUUGACUUGUGGCUGAAAAUCUGCUUAAAAGCAUCAGUGGCCAAAGCACGGUCGUGCCCUCGACCGUGCUUUGCCUCAGCCCGCCCGUGCUUUGGCUAGUGUUAAUUACACGGCCAGUGCAUUGGGAGAAACACGGCCGUGCUUUGGUGGAACACGGCCGUGCUUUGGUGGAACACGGCCGUGCUUUGGUGGAACACGCCCGUGCUUUGGUAGAACACGCCCGUGCUUUGGUGAAGCACGCCCGUGUUCUAUCUCAGCCCUGCCCGUGUAAUCAGCUCAGCUCUCGGCAUAAAAAGCACGGCCACCAGAACACGGCCGUGUAAUGAUUUAGGUGUGCCCGUGUUUUGGCUCCAGCUCACCGAAAUGACUUCCGAAUGCCCCGAAACUCGCGCUUAGCCUUCCCUUUGACACCUGGGACCUGAAACAUGACAAAAUAGCACAACCCGGCGUAAAAUAGGCCACAAUACACGACUAUGCCCCUC